AUGUCCACUACUUCUCUGGAUAAGGAGCUGCAGGAGCGGCUGAGAGAGGCGUCAGCUCUGGGGGACAUUGAUGAAGUGCGGGCAUUGGUGGAGAGUGGGGUAAAUGUCAACUCCCAGAACGAGAUCAAUGGCUGGACCUGUCUGCACUGGGCGUGUAAGAGGAACCAUAAGCACAUAGUGACGUACUUACUGAGCUGUGGAGCAGACAUGGACAUCCUCACAGCCAAGGACGAGAUGGCCUCACAGCUCACAUCCAAGCCUGACAUCAAGAGACUGCUCGGAGUUGAAGUGGAGGAGGAGGAUGAAGUGAAGGAGCCAGAGCUGCCCAUUGUCCCAAACUACCUGUCCAACCCUCCUUUCAUGUUCUCCACCCUGGAGCCAGAGGCCGAAGCGGUCCUGAAGCAGCGCCUGGCACAGAACGGCUCAGCAGAGCACAGCGAGGACAGCCAGAGCCAGGCCUCAGAGCUCACCUCUGCCCCCAGCCCCAGGGCCUUCAUCCCCAUGUGUGAGCAGAAUGGGGACUCUCCGCCGAAAGCCUUCAAGUCAGUGAACUGCACGGUGCCCAUGGACCUGUCUGUGGAGCCUCACCUCAACCACAUCGACCUGCAGCACUCGGCACACAACGGCACGGCCCACUCGCCCCCCCUGGCCGGCCCCGCCCCCGCUCUGCCCAGUAACGGAGGAGGAGUCCAGGUGCCCAGUGGAACCCCAGGGGUCAGCAGGCAGCAGUCCCUCCCCCAGCAGCUCACCUGCAGCCCCGCGGGGGGGCCCAUGGCCGCCUUCCAACCCUUCUUCUUCACCAGUACUUUUCCAGUCAACGUGCAAGAACUGGUGUUGAAAGUGCGUAUCCAGAACCCGACCACUCGAGAGAAUGACUUCAUCGAGAUCGAGUUGGACCGACAGGAGCUGACGUACCGCUCUCUGCUGCGGGUCUGCUGCCGCGAGCUGGACAUCAGCACGGAGCACGUGGAGAAGAUCCGCAAACUGCCCAACACCAUGCUCAGAAAGGACAAGGACGUGGCGCGGCUGCAGGACUUCCAGGAGCUGGAGGUGGUGCUGGAGAAGGCAGAGGUGCGACUACUACGACCCCCGAACUCCUCCAGUGCGACUACUACGACCCCCGAACUCCUCCAGUGCGACUACUACGACCCCCGAACUCCUCCAGUGCGACUACUACGACCCCCGAACUCCUCCAGUGCGACUACUACGACCCCCGAACUCCUCCAGUGCGACUACUACUACCCCCGAACUCCUCCAUGCGACUACUACAACCCCCGAACUCCUCCAGUGCGACUACUACAACCCCUGAACUCCUCCAGUGCGACUACUACGACCCCCGAACUCCUCCAGUGCGACUACUACGACCCCCGAACUCCUCCAGUGCGACUACUACAACCCCCGAACUCCUCCAGUGCGACUACUACGACCCCCGAACUCCUCCAGUGCGACUACUACAACCCCCGAACUCCUCCAGUGCGACUACUACGACCCCCGAACUCCUCCAGUGCGACUACUACGACCCCCGAACUCCUCCAGUGCGACUACUACAACCCCCGAACUCCUCCAGUGCGACUACUACGACCCCCGAACUCCUCCAGUGCGACUACUACAACCCCUGAACUCCUCCAGUGCGACUACUACGACCCCCGAACUCCUCCAGUGCGACUACUACGACCCCCGGAACUCCUCCAGUGCGACUACUACGACCCCCGAACUCCUCCAGUGCGACUACUACAACCCCCGAACUCCUCCAGUGCGACUACUGCGACCCCCGGAACUCCUCCAGUGCGACUACUACGACCCCCGAACUCCUCCAGUGCAACUACUACAACCCCUGAACUCCUCCAGUGCGACUACUACGUCCCCCGAACUCCUCCAGUGCGACUACUACGACCCCCGAACUCCUCCAGUGCGACUACUACGACCCCCGAACUCCUCCAGUGCGACUACUACGACCCCCGAACUCCUCCAGUGCGACUACUACGACCCCGGAACUCCUCCAGUGCGACUACUACGACCCCGGAACUCCUCCAGUGCGACUACUACGACCCCCGAACUCCUCCAGUGCGACUACUACGACCCCCGAACUCCUCCAGUGCGACUACUACGACCCCCGAACUCCUCCAGUGCGACUACUACGACCCCCGAACUCCUCCAGUGCGACUACUACGACCCCCGAACUCCUCCAGUGCGACUACUACAACCCCCGAACUCCUCCAGUGCGACUACUACGACCCCCGAACUCCUCCAGUGCGACUACUACGACCCCCGGAACUCCUCCAGUGCGACUACUACGACCCCCGAACUCCUCCAGUGCAACUACUACAACCCCUGAACUCCUCCAGUGCGACUACUACGUCCCCCGAACUCCUCCAGUGCGACUACUACGACUCCCGAACUCCUCCAGUGCGACUACUGCGACCCCCGGAACUCCUCCAGUGCGACUACUACGACCCCCGGAACUCCUCCAGUGCGACUACUACAACCCCCGAACUCCUCCAGUGCGACUACUACGACCCCCGAACUCCUCCAGUGCGACUACUACGACCCCCGAACUCCUCCAGUGCGACUACUACAACCCCCGAACUCCUCCAGUGCGACUACUGCGACCCCCGGAACUCCUCCAGUGCGACUACUACGACCCCCGAACUCCUCCAUGCGACUACUACGACCCCCGAACUCCUCCAGUGCGACUACUACGACCCCCGAACUCCUCCAGUGCGACUACUACGACCCCCGAACUCCUCCAGUGCGACUACUACGACCCCCGAACUCCUCCAGUGCGACUACUACGACCCCCGAACUCCUCCAGUGCGACUACUACAACCCCCGAACUCUCCUCCAGUGCGACUACUACAACCCCCGAACUCCUCCAGUGCGACUACUACGACCCCGAACUCCUCCAGUGCGACUACUACGACCCCGAACUCCUCCAGUGCGACUACUACGACCCCCGAACUCCUCCAGUGCGACUACUACGACCCCCGAACUCCUCCAGUGCGACUACUACGACCCCCGAACUCCUCCAGUGCGACUACUACAACCCCCGAACUCCUCCAGUGCGACUACUACAACCCCCGAACUCCUCCAGUGCGACUACUACAACCCCCGAACUCCUCCAGUGCGACUACUACAACCCCCGAACUCCUCCAGUGCGACUACUACUACCCCCGAACUCCUCCAGUGCGACUACUACGACCCCCGAACUCCUCCAGUGCGACUACUACGACCCCCGAACUCCUCCAGUGCGACUACUACGACCCCCGAACUCCUCCAGUGCGACUACUACGACCCCCGAACUCCUCCAGUGCGACUACUACGACCCCGAACUCCUCCAGUGCGACUACUACGACCCCCGAACUCCUCCAGUGCGACUACUACGACCCCCGAACUCCUCCAGUGCGACUACUACGACCCCCGAACUCCUCCAGUGCGACUACUACGACCCCCGAACUCCUCCAGUGCGACUACUACGACCCCCGAACUCCUCCAGUGCGACUACUACGACCCCCGAACUCCUCCAGUGCGACUACUACGACCCCCGAACUCCUCCAGUGCGACUACUACGACCCCCGAACUCCUCCAGUGCGACUACUACGACCCCCGAACUCCUCCAGUGCGACUACUACGACCCCCGAACUCCUCCAGUGCGACUACUACGACCCCCGAACUCCUCCAGUGCGACUACUACGACCCCGAACUCCUCCAGUGCGACUACUACGACCCCCGAACUCCUCCAGUGCGACUACUACGACCCCCGAACUCCUCCAGUGCGACUACUACGACCCCCGAACUCCUCCAGUGCGACUACUACGACGAACCCCCCGAACUCCUCCAGUGCGACUACUACAACCCCCGAACUCCUCCAGUGCGACUACUACGACCCCCGAACUCCUCCAGUGCGACUACUACGACCCCCGAACUCCUCCAGUGCGACUACUACGACCCCCGAACUCCUCCAGUGCGACUACUACGACCCCCGAACUCCUCCAGUGCGACUACUACGACCCCCGAACUCCUCCAGUGCGACUACUACGACCCCCGAACUCCUCCAGUGCGACUACUACGACCCCCGAACUCCUCCAGUGCGACUACUACGAACCCCCGAACUCCUCCAGUGCGACUACUACGACCCCCGAACUCCUCCAGUGCGACUACUACGACCCCCGAACUCCUCCAGUGCGACUACUACGACCCCCGAACUCCUCCAGUGCGACUACUACGACCCCCGAACUCCUCCAGUGCGACUACUACGACCCCCGAACUCCUCCAGUGCGACUACUACGACCCCCGAACUCCUCCAGUGCGACUACUACGACCCCCGAACUCCUCCAGUGCGACUACUACGACCCCGAACUCCUCCAGUGCGACUACUACGACUCCCGAACUCCUCCAGUGCGACUACUACGACCCCCGAACUCCUCCAGUGCGACUACUACGACCCCCGAACUCCUCCAGUGCGACUACUACGACCCCCGAACUCCUCCAGUGCGACUACUACGACCCCCGAACUCCUCCAGUGCGACUACUACAACCCCUGAACUCCUCCAGUGCGACUACUACGACCCCCUAACUCCUCCAGUGCGACUACUACGACCCCCGAACUCCUCCAGUGCGACUACUACGACCCCCGAACUCCUCCAGUGCGACUACUACGACCCCGGAACUCCUCCAGUGCGACUACUACGACCCCCGAACUCCUCCAGUGCGACUACUACGACCCCCGAACUCCUCCAGUGA
Molecule: messenger RNA, 4740 nt
Organism: Knipowitschia caucasica
Lineage: Eukaryota; Metazoa; Chordata; Actinopteri; Gobiiformes; Gobiidae
Source: the annotation of a GenBank genome assembly